Molecule: messenger RNA, 2284 nt
Organism: Didymella exigua CBS 183.55
Lineage: Eukaryota; Fungi; Ascomycota; Dothideomycetes; Pleosporales; Didymellaceae
Product: glycosyltransferase family 15 protein
Exons: 4
Coding region: 499-2034 (511 amino acids)
Biological process (GO): cell wall mannoprotein biosynthetic process; protein N-linked glycosylation
Cellular component (GO): membrane; Golgi apparatus
Molecular function (GO): alpha-1,2-mannosyltransferase activity
Source: RefSeq, a predicted model, not a curated record
GUCCUUUGCGGUCUAGUUACGCGCUGGUCGAUGGAUGUGACGGCAGCAGUUACUUGCUUGGCAACGUCUGCAGGGCUGCGAUUUCCGUGCGCUGCGCGACUGGCCAUCCGCCAGCUUUCUUCGGCGCAGGGUCCCCACAUGAAUCGGCGGCCAACUUGAGACAUACGCAAUCGCACGUCUAUCACAGGCUUUUCAAUUUCAUUUCCCAGAUUGAACAUCCCAACCCCACGGCCACCGCGCGUUCUACCGGACCGUAUACAGCCGUUUCAUGCAUCUCUUUGGAGUAACCUCCGGCCGCUCGUUACCUGCGCGAACCGCCUGCGUUGACCUCGUUGCUCCCACACUGCGCUGUGCCGAUAGCAGUUUUGUCUGGAUCCCCUAUCUACCACCUGCACGCCCGAACACGAGCGACGGACUGCCAUUGGGGUCGAACAAGUAGACCGCUGCCGCUGGCAGGAACUAGAAGGUUUGCUCAACACAAGGUGCUAGACUGCGACCAUGGGCUUCAUACAAGACCUCACCAGGAGGCUACCGUCUUCCAAGGACAGCCUGGACAAGCUCGACGACCUUUCACGACACGCAGAAAAGACUUCCCCCAGAUUAGCAUUCUUUCGCCGGCGCAUACGAUUGAAGGGAAACUCGACCGUGUCAUUACCACUCGGCCUGGUCCUGCUAUUUCCGUGUCUCGUCAUCAUCCUGAUACUGGUCCUCUUCGUCAGAUCGCCAGACUCGAAUGGCAUCAUGAACAUGCCUGGUGGCGGAGUGCCGCCCUCGAUACGGAAAAUCAGUGAAAAGUACGAUAAGCCCUUCGCAACAGGCUGUCUCGAACCCCAGACGAACGGUCCCCGAGCGAAUGCAGCAAUUGUGGUCCUUGCGAGGAACAAGGAGCUCGACGGCGUCAUUCAGUCCAUCAAGUCGUUUGAGAGGCAUUUCAACAGGUGGUUCAACUACCCUUAUGUUUUCCUGAACGACGGCGACUUCAACUCGACGUUCAAGGAAACCGUGGGCAACCACACAAAGUCGGUAGUUGAAUGGGGCAAGAUCUCACCAGAGCACUGGGGGUUCCCAGAUUGGGCUGACCCGGCGGUCGUGAAGGAGGGCAUCGCUAAGCAGGGCGACCGCGCUAUCAUGUACGGUGGUAUGGAGAGCUACCACCACAUGUGCCGAUUCUAUUCUGGCCAGUUCUACAAGCACGACCUACUGCAAAAGUACGAAUGGUACUGGCGUUUGGAACCGGAGAUCACCUACUUCUGCGACAUUACAUACGACCCUUUCAUCCAUAUGAUACGAAACAAGAAAACAUACGGCUUCACAAUCGCCGUGAAGGAGCUAAGAGAGACAGUGCCGAACAUCUUCCGCUACGCAUCGGCCUUCAAGAGGAUGAACAACAUUACAUCGCAAGGCAUGUGGGAGAUGUUCGUCGAGAAGCCCAAGGAGGAGCCCAAAGACAAGCUGCCGAAGGACGACCCGAAGUACAAGAAGCCCCUGCCCCAGGAGAUCUUGAACUCUGAGCCAGGCACCGGAGCACUUCCUGACAUUGACCCAGAGAAUAUGGAGGGCGAAAACUACAACAUGUGCCAUUUCUGGAGCAACUUUGAGAUCGUCAACCUGGCCUGGUACCGCAGCAAGGAGUACAACGACUUCUUCGAGAUGAUGGAUCGCAGCGGUGGCUUCUGGAUGGAGCGAUGGGGAGAUGCACCGAUUCAUUCGCUCGCCGCGGGCAUUCUUCUUGGUCCCCAGGACGUCCACUACUUCCGCGACUUUGGCUACCGACACACUACCAUUCAGCAUUGUCCUGCAAAUGCCCCUGCGCGACAGCUCCCACGGAUUCCUUUCCUCGAAGAGGCUACGAAGGACGAGAAAGCACGAAAGGAAGAAGAUGACUACUGGGCGCACCCAGAUCCGCCCAAGGAGAAUGGCGUCGGCUGUCGCUGCAGAUGUGAUACCGACAUCGUUGAUGUGGAGGGCAAGGAAGGGUCUUGUCUUGCUGAGUGGGUUGAGGUUGCUGGAGGCUGGGCAUCACCUGCACCUUGAUAAUUCUGUUUGCUUCUUGUUAUGCGUUCCGUUCAGGCGAGCAUUUUGGGAUGCGCUAGUAUUCGUGUCAGCUUCAUGCGCGGCGCAGUGGUGUUUACGAUGCGUUUUGGCUGGGCCACACGGCAUAGAUGUAAUAAGGGCGUUGCUGGGGAGGCCUCAUACCCAAUGUGCAUAUAGACUGGCGCAAUGGAUAUCACACAGGCUGCGCAUAGACUAAGAGCGCGAGUCAUGUUUCUGCAUUCCACUCGAG